UUGAUUGUCGCCGGUGACGGUUUUCGGUUCGGUUCGAUCUCUGCUGGGUUGCGCAUCGCCAAAAACAACGGACGUCAAUACGCAAGCGCAAGCGCGUGACCUAUUCGCGUGUUUCAAAGAUCUACAAUGCUACCCUACAGCUCGUACGUGGCUGCGUUGGAUCAGAUCCAUUCGGUGAAUCAAGAGUUGGCACUGUUCGGUAGUGCCCAGAUUAGCGAGCGUUAUUUUCCGCUGGAAGUUUCCGUCGGCGGUGGCCCGUCGCCAUUUGUUGGAGGGUCUUACUUUGGCCUCAAUCAGUGGUCUCUGCCGUUUUCGUUCCUGAAGGCGGCCCAUCGGCCGGAAAAACCUCCUUUUUCGUAUAUCGCCUUGAUAGCAAUGGCAAUUAGUAGUGCACCCAAUCAGCGGCUGACGCUCAGUGGCAUCUACAAAUACAUCAUGGAUAACUUCCCAUACUACCGGGAGAACAAACAGGGCUGGCAGAAUUCGAUCCGGCACAACCUGUCGCUGAACGAUUGCUUCAUCAAGGUGCCCCGGGAUAAAUCCGGGGGCCAGAAAUGUUCGGAUGGUACUACAGAUGAAUCGACGUUAGAUGGAGCAUUAUCGUCAUCGUCGUCAGUUGCUGCUGGUGGUGGCGGCAAAGGAAGCUACUGGAUGUUGGAUCCGUCGGCACACGACAUGUUUGAGCAGGGCAAUUAUCGGCGACGGCGUACCCGACGGCAGCGCAACGCCAAGAUGAUACUGAACGGGCAUUUUCAGGCCUCCCCCUUUGCGAUGGCGGCAUUCUCCGGCGCUGGCUGCUCAGUAGCAUCCUCCAUUUCGCCAACAUCGGCAGCAGCGAUGGCCGCAGCAGCCGUGGAAUUCAUUAAAACAACAACGACGACUUCCCCACCACCGUCGGAAUUGGUAUCACCGGGAAGAAUCACAACUGGGACCGAUGAUUUUCAUCAACUGAUAGGCGGCCACCAACAACGAAAUUUCGAGUCAGCAGCGAUGCGGUUUCCGAAUGGCUACCUGGGGGCAUCGGGCCUUGAUGGCCACCACCAUUCUUCUUCUCUAACAUUUGCCCCCGUUCUACCACCACCGAUGACGAUGGCCGCCUCGGCGACGACUUCCGGUUCCUCAUCAACAUCGAUCAGCGAUGGUUUUUCCUUGAUAGGGACCGCACCGUUAGACGCCACUGCUGUUCCAUCACCGUGUCCUUCUAAUACUAGCUCACAGAGCUGCUAUUCGCCGACGGCACUUUUCCAACAGCGGCAGCAUCCCAAUCCCAAUCAUCAUCAACGGAACCAAGAGCUUCACGACGAGCAACAAUCAGCUUCAGGUGGUCCAAUUUCGACAAAUGAAAACAUAAAACGAGAUUUUGAUGAAGCCUGUGAUAUCGGCCGGCAACUAACGAACUCUGCUCCGGUUGUUGCGGUCGAGGAUCUGUUUCUGCCGGCAGGAAUCGGCCAUUUCCAGCGCCCUGCCGGUGGCAUCCCGGCCACCACCGAUAAUUAUCUAGAUAAUUUUCAAUCGAAUUUUCCCGCUUCACUGGAUACAUUCCUGGAUGGGCUGAAGGUGAAAUGUUUAACGAGUUCAACGAGCAGCAGCACCGUUGCAGCCUCUGGCAGUGGCCAUUUGUUGGAGGAUGAGAUGCUGCUGCUGGACAGAUGGCGCCAGUCUUUGUCCGCCUCGGCAUCACAGUCAUCUUCUUCACCUCCGCGAUUCGAGGAGGACAACCAUCAUCGAGGAAACAAAGAACUACCGGAAGUAGCCAUUCCGACGAUACAAUCGUUCUUCGCUGCUGCUGCUGCUGCUUCCCAAACGAAACCACCUCUGGUGGCGGUUCCCCGCGGUGGACAACUUAAAUCCAGUAAUUUUAGCAUCGAAAGUAUUAUGCGCCGAUAG
Uranotaenia lowii is the source of this 1887-nucleotide messenger RNA. RefSeq names its product forkhead box protein C2-like. Gene Ontology annotation, molecular function: RNA polymerase II cis-regulatory region sequence-specific DNA binding; DNA-binding transcription factor activity, RNA polymerase II-specific. The transcript has 3 exons. Lineage: Eukaryota; Metazoa; Arthropoda; Insecta; Diptera; Culicidae. Gene Ontology annotation, biological process: anatomical structure morphogenesis; regulation of transcription by RNA polymerase II; cell differentiation. The coding region runs from base 127 to 1887 and encodes 586 amino acids. The record is from RefSeq and is a predicted model, not a curated record.